GUCGCCAUCACAGUCCGUGAUGCUUUUGCUUCUCCCUCUGCAUUUUUUGUUUAUCCUUCUCACUACAACUUCCUCCUCCUCCUCCUCCUCCUGCUGAUGGAAGGAUGGAUCCUCCUACCCAAAUGGACGUCUUCCAUCAUGCACAUGUUCCUCCUUAGCUGAUCUGCUCCUCGAUGGUUGCUUCUGCUUGAUUCAUUCAUAUGUUUGAUUGAUGAUGGAGUCUUGUGAUUGCAUUGAGACGCAAUGGCCCCAGGAUGAACUUCUUAUGAAAUAUCAAUACAUCUCAGACUUCCUGAUUGCUCUUGCAUACUUCUCAAUUCCCGUUGAACUAAUUUAUUUUGUGCACAAGUCUGCAUUCUUUCCAUAUAGAUGGGUGCUUAUGCAGUUUGGUGCUUUUAUUGUUCUUUGUGGAGCAACUCAUUUCAUAAAUUUGUGGACAUUUUCGAUGCACAGUAAAGCUGUUGCUCUGGUGAUGACUGUAGCAAAAGUCUCAUGUGCUAUUGUGUCUUGUGCAACUGCACUAAUGCUUGUCCACAUUAUUCCUGAUCUAUUAAGUGUGAAAACUCGUGAGCUGAUUCUCAAGAACAAGGCUGAGGAGCUCGACAGGGAGAUGGGACUCAUUCUUACACAAGAAGAAACUGGAAGGCAUGUUAGAAUGUUGACUCAUGAGAUUAGGAGCACUCUUGACCGGCAUACCAUUUUGAAGACUACACUUGUUGAAUUGGGAAGGACUCUGCGCUUGGAGGAAUGUGCGCUGUGGAUGCCAUCAAGAAGUGGUCUGAAUCUUCAGCUUUCCCAUACUUUACACUACCAAGUGCAAGUUGGAUCUGCUGUGCCAACAAACCAACCUAUCGUCAAUGACGUUUUCAAUAGCCCUCGAGCAAUGCGAAUACCACAUACCUGUCCACUGGCUAAAAUCGGACCACUUGUUGGAAGAUAUGUGCCACCUGAAGUUGUUGCUGUAAGGGUGCCUCUCUUACAUCUCUCAAAUUUUCAGAUUAAUGAUUGGCCUGAUCUUUCUGCCAGAAGCUUUGCAAUCAUGGUUCUGAUCCUCCCUACUGACAGUGCUAGAAAAUGGCGAGAUCAUGAGUUGGAACUUGUUGAUGUUGUUGCUGAUCAGGUAGCAGUUGCCCUUUCACAUGCCGCUAUUUUGGAGGAGUCUAUGAGAGCCCGUGAUCAACUUAUGGAACAGAAUGUUGCUUUAGAUUUAGCUCGACGGGAAGCAGAGAUGGCAAUCCAUGCUCGCAAUGAUUUCCUCUCUGUCAUGAAUCAUGAAAUGAGGACACCAAUGCAUGCAAUUAUAGCGCUGUCAUCACUUCUCCUGGAGACAGAACUGACUCCAGAGCAAAGGGUUAUGAUAGAAACAGUAUUGAAGAGUAGCAAUGUAUUGGCAACACUUAUUAAUGAUGUUCUAGAUCUUUCUAGACUGGAAGAUGGUAGCCUUGACUUGGAAAUGGGAAAACUCAAUCUUCACGGGGUUUUGGGAGAGGUUAUCAAUAUGAUAAAGCCUAUAGCAUCCGUGAAGAAGUUACUUAUGACACUGAUUUUGGCCCCUGAUCUGCCUAUGUAUGUCAUUGGUGAUGAGAAAAGGCUUGUGCAAAUCCUCUUAAAUGUUGUGGGUAAUGCUGUCAAAUUUACUAAGGAGGGCUAUGUUUCUGUAAGAGCAUCUAUUGCAAAACCUGAAUCUUUACAGGAUUGGCGACCUCCUGAAUUUUAUCCAGUUUCAAGUGAUGGUCAUAUCUACAUACGCAUACAGGUUAAGGAUUCUGGAUGUGGCAUUCUCCCACAAGACACUCCGCAUCUUUUUACCAAGUUUGCUCAAUCUCGAAGCGGACCAGCUCGGCCUGCCAGUGGUGCAGGCCUCGGGCUUGCUAUUUGUAGGAGAUUUGUAAAUCUCAUGGGAGGCCACAUAUGGAUUGAGAGCGAUGGCCCCGAUAAGGGAAGUACAACUACAUUCAUUGUUAAACUUGGGAUCUGUGGCAAUAAUCCAGAAUCAUCUGGUCACCAACCUUCUGAUAGAAGUCAAGCAUAUAGUGGAAGUGGAAACCUCACUGCAUAUAAACCUUUUGUCAAAGAUAACGAUGAUCGAGGCUUUCCUAACCGACGCUAUCAAAGAAGUGUGUAGCAGCCAAAAACACCGGCAUUACAUCACGGGAUUUGGAUCAAUGGUUUCACUUCCAUUCUGAAACCUUUUCAUUUUGGAGGUGAGAAAGGGUAAAAUUUGCAGAUUGCAGCUGUAAACUAGGAACGCUGUGUCAAGCGGUUCCUAUGAAAUUAGCUUCAUAUCAGAUAUUAUGAGAUUUAAAGGAAGAGGGUCAAUGAUCCGUUCCAAUGUAUUAUUAUUUGUAAUGCUGUUUCUCUGCAAUCGCAAAAGGUUGUGUUCUGGGAUGAUAUUUGAGUAACCUAAUUACUCUAUUGACGAUAUGAAAUAUAAUUCAAAAGAUUAAAUGA
Prosopis cineraria is the source of this 2451-nucleotide messenger RNA. RefSeq names its product ethylene response sensor 1-like. Gene Ontology annotation, molecular function: protein binding; ethylene binding; ethylene receptor activity. Gene Ontology annotation, biological process: signal transduction; phosphorylation. The coding region runs from base 212 to 2125 and encodes 637 amino acids. The record is from RefSeq and is a predicted model, not a curated record. The transcript is spliced from 6 exons. Gene Ontology annotation, cellular component: endoplasmic reticulum. NCBI's taxonomy places the organism in Eukaryota, Viridiplantae, Streptophyta, Magnoliopsida, Fabales, Fabaceae.